Messenger RNA from Scylla paramamosain (green mud crab), 4720 nucleotides. Its product is annotated as homeobox protein extradenticle-like. Gene Ontology annotation, molecular function: DNA-binding transcription factor activity, RNA polymerase II-specific; RNA polymerase II cis-regulatory region sequence-specific DNA binding. Gene Ontology annotation, biological process: embryonic organ development; animal organ morphogenesis; regulation of transcription by RNA polymerase II. The coding region runs from base 80 to 856 and encodes 258 amino acids. The transcript has 7 exons. The record is from RefSeq and is a predicted model, not a curated record. Gene Ontology annotation, cellular component: nucleus. NCBI's taxonomy places the organism in Eukaryota, Metazoa, Arthropoda, Malacostraca, Decapoda, Portunidae.
UAACCUAACCCUUCCCUUCUUCGUUGCAGUUUUGUCGCUCCGAAACACGCAGGAGGAGGAGCCCCCCGAUCCACAGCUGAUGCGCCUGGAUAACAUGUUGAUCGCUGAGGGCGUGGCGGGACCCGAAAAGGGAGGAGGUGCUGGAGCGGCCGCCAACGCCUCUGCCGCAGCUGGAGCAGGAGAUAACGCCAUUGAACACUCGGAUUAUCGCGCCAAGCUGGGACAGAUUAGACAAAUAUACCACCAGGAACUUGAGAAAUACGAGCAGGCUUGCAAUGAGUUCACCACCCACGUCAUGAAUCUGCUGAGGGAACAGUCACGCACGCGGCCGAUCACCCCGAAGGAGAUAGAACGCAUGGUGCAGAUUAUUCACAAGAAGUUCUCCUCGAUACAAAUGCAGCUGAAGCAGUCCACCUGUGAAGCCGUCAUGAUUCUUCGCUCUCGCUUCCUCGACGCCCGGAGACGCCGCCGAAAUUUCAGCAAGCAGGCCUCUGAAAUUCUGAAUGAAUAUUUCUACUCCAACCUGUCAAACCCGUACCCCUCUGAGGAGGAGAAAGAGGCACUGGCUCGUCGGUGUGGCAUUACAGUCAACCAGGUCUCCAACUGGUUCGGCAAUAAGCGCAUCAGAUAUAAGAAGAACAUAGGCAAGGCUCAAGAGGAAGCUAACUUAUACGCUGCUAAGAAGGCCGCUGCAGGAGCGUCCCCCUACAGCAUGAGUGGCACCCCUGGACCCAUGAUGUCCCCCCAGCCUGGCGAGGACUCCAUGGGUUACGGGAUUGCAGGAAUGAACGGUUCUGGAUACUCAGGAGUAGGGGGCAUGGGCUACGACCUCCACCCAGAGUCACCUGAUGUGUAGGCGGCUCAAACACUUCCGCCCACGCCCCGCCCGCCCUCCACCCACACCCAAAUUUUUUAUGUUCCAGCAGCAAUAAGACACGUGGGCGGUUAGCGGGUUGUGGAGUCCUGGCCGGCGUGGUGGGGUGGCCUGGCCGGCCUCUAACUUCUCUUCCCGGAUAGGCAGCGGCGGAUCCCCAAGUGCCAGGCUGCCCCGCCCCGCCCCCACACUACCUCCCGCGGCCCACCACUCCCUCAGACACACAGUGCAGGCCGUGUAAAUGCGGCUCACCGCCACAACUGGGCUGCAUGUGGCUCUCCUCGGCCUGGCUUUGCCUUGGCACCCCAGCCGCCCAGGCUGCCUGUGGGCCUCCCUGGCAGAAAGUGAUCAGAGCUGCCAGCCCAGUGUGGUGGCAGCGGGCCGCCGCCGCCGCCGCCGCCACGCGCCCUGCAGCCGCGUGGACCAGCGGUGCCGCCGAGUCCUAAGUAUACGAGAGCCGGGGCGGGUAGCCUCAGCCACCCACAGCCGCUCCACACACCACACUGCCGCUGCCCUGGCCCACCCCUCGCCCACGGGUGACGCUCUCAUGACCCAUAGUGCUACGUCAUUUUGAUAUCCACCUGCCCACUCGGAUGCCGUGCCCCAGCUGCCUGUGGCCACUCUUCUGUGAGCACACUCAGCCACCUUCACCUUCACGGCAGGAUUAUGAUCUCUCUAGAGGGUCCAAGCCAUUUUGGCUAAUGGAAAGAGCUAGUGAUGCGUUAUUCUUGUCAUAUACUUUAAGAGGCAAUGUAUAUAUGAACGGAUAAGAAAUUCAUUUGAUAGCCAGUUGUGUGCUUGGCAGUAUUGAAUGUGUACAACAGAAGGUGGUGGCAUGGGAGGUGAGGUGGGUCCAGUGGAGGUGGACCCUCCCAGUACCAGGGAGUCCCAGAACCAUGUAUACGGUUGGUAUGUGAUAGUCACACUAGUGUUGCUUAUAUGUGUAGGCUUUUAAUAAAGUUUCUGCUGUUUGAACAUUCUUAAAAAAAAAUACAUACAUGUUCCUCAUCGGCAAGUGAGCCAGAUAUACUAUGCGUCACCUGCGGCGAGGUGGGCUCCAGCAUGCCAGCGGCGGCCCUCCCGCCCCGCGCGACCCCCCAGGCCGGCCGGCUGCCAGGUGGUCCGCGGCGACCCGUACAAGCCUCUGUAUCCAUGUAGCGUAGGAGAGUGUGGCCAGUGAGGCCCGGCUGCCCCCCCGGCCCUGCACACGCUCCACUGGGCGGCCCGAGGCACCUGCGUGUCCACCGGGCCGCGACGCCCAGUGGGCCCAUCCAACCCAGUAUACGUACCCUGGACGGCAGCAGCACCAAGACUGGUAAAGCGUAAUGGUCAGACUGAACUGGCUCUCAUAUGUCUGUUGUUUCAACGCACAUUGAUUGGAUGUUUCCGUUGUUUUUGUUUGUGUUUCACUGUGUUUUGAUGGGUUGUGUAUAUGUUUGUGUGCUGGUCCCUGACUGGCCUGAGUUACUGUGUUCUUGAUCUUGUGGAAGUUAGAGGGAGUGGUUGUGCCCCUGCCCGGGAGACAACCUGCCUGGCGGGGACCGGCCACUCCCAGCUGAGAGGCGGACGGCUGCGCCCGCACCACUGCUGUGGCCGCCGCCGGCCGCCACAGGAGUGGGCGUGGGGGCAGCCGUAGGACAAGAGCGGUGUGACUCCUCCUGGGCCCUCCACAGUAAGGCACAGAGGGUGAGGGGCGCCCCAGCGGCGCCUCUUGGUGAUGCAGGGUAUUAAGUAGGGGAAGACAAGACCAUGUUGAUGAUCUUGUGAUAACACUGGAUAAUGAACAAUUUAAGGACCUGGAACUCUGAUGUAGGUCUAUUUUUAUAUGGAUAGAUAGACUUGGAAAAACUGAAAAGGGAAAAAGCUCUAGAUGGUCUUGUGUAACUGUAUAUUAUUAGUAAUUGAUAGAAAAAUUCUAAUAAUACUCUUUGCAAUCUGUUUUAACUUUUUGGUACUGUUAAGUCUUUUUCCAUACGGUUUGUACGGUAGUGUAAGGGCAGCGUUGGGUGCGAGUGGCAGCACACAGGCAGCCACCAUGCCCAAGGUCUGCUGAGCGCGCAUGUUUGUAUGGCUAGUGCAGGAGUAGUGCAAGGUAGCUAGACCACAAGUAUACAGUGAUAAAUACUGCAGUAUACGAAAACAAUGUUCUCCAUUGACAAAAAGUAUAACUACAAAGAAUAAAUAAGCAGAGUAGCCUGCCCUCUUUUCAUAAACUGUUUUAGAAUUAUUUUGACUCCUGUAGUCCGCUGAAAGGGCCAUCAACUUGUUUCCUUUUUUCCUUCUUGUUUAUAUUAUUUUAAACCUUUUUUAUUUUUGAGCUGCUGAGGUGUACCAUAGAUGUCUCCAUGUAACUUAAAAACGAGCUCUCUUCUGUCUCUCCUCGCUGUCGCUGUAGUGAAUGAUGCAAGAAUAAAUCUCCUGUCUUGAAUACGUAUGGAUAAUAACUAUAAAUGUACUGCCUAGACGUGCUCUCCAAUACCGUCCUGUACCAAAAUACGUAAUUUUUCUCACAAUUCUUGUAGAGAUACUGUGUAUUUUUGCUGUGUAUUCGUUCCAGUUUUGUAAUAGUAUUAGUAGUACAAUCUCGCUACUUUUUCUCCCCCUGAAGGACGGUAUAGGAAAGACUGCAAAAAUUGGUGCAUUCUUACUUACACAGUUUAAGUAUAUUUUCAUGUAACUAGUUAUUGUUUUUAUUGUUUUAGCCGACAUUUUAUUUAUGCAGGAUGGGUUGCUUUUGACGCACCCAACCUGGUUUUUUUUAAGAUAACAUUUCCUCCCCCCCUCCUUCUAUCAUUAUUAUUAUUAUUAUCAUUAUUAUUAUUAUUAUUAUUAUUAUUAUUAUUAUUAUUAUUAUUAUUAUUAUUAUUAUUAUUAUUAUUAUUAUUAUUAUUUUUGAACGAGUCGUGUGUGCUUGUACAUUAGAAUCUAUUUGCAGAGGUGAGAGAUAAGUGCUACCUAUGUUUCCAAGCGAUGCAAAAUGGGCCAACAAAACUGAGCGCAAGGUACAGCCCCUCAUCCCCGACUCCAAUGCAGGUGAUCUGUUGCCAACUUGCCCUGUGCUCGUACAGCUACAACCAUUUUCUAUGAAGUCUGUUUUGUAUCAAUGUCCUGUUGCCCAUUUUGUCUCUUGCCUGGAAACAUCCCAUUCACUCAUUUCACUUAUUAGUUCACUUAACCAUUCUAACCUUUUUGCUAUGUGAGUGUGAUGUAAGUGUAUAUUACUGUCUUUUGUAUUGUCAUGCAUAAGUUGCAAUGUAAGUAUUUUCGGCUGCCAGAAGAAGCCAAUCCUCAUGAUGAUAUUAAUUAUCCAUGAUGUUCUUUUCGUUAGUUUCUGCAGCGAGUGACUUGCAGACCUCAUUGUGUUUUUAAGGUUCAACUGAAAGCUCAAACUAGAUUAUUUUAGUGUCAGGUACAGGAUAUUCUUGGUUUGCAUUUACUAAAAAAUGCUGUAGCCGCUACCCGUGACACUGAUCCCCCCAAUUCCCAACCCAUUCCCGGAACAAAAAGUAGCGUCAGUGAACAGUCGUCGCCAUCCCACAGUGUCACGGCUGCCCGCCAUGGUCCCCAGUAUACCAGCAGGUUGGCACGGCCUGGGGCAGCGCACACAGACAGUGCCUCGCCACUUUUAAACUAAGAAAAUAAACUUCAGUAUUUUAGACCCACUUUUUACGUUAGUGUUUUGCCAGCGGGUAUUUGCGUGUGCGCUGCCCCCCUCCCCUGGGCCUAAGGCAGGGAGGUCGGCCUGCUCAGCCAGAGACGAAGAAGCACUGUUUAUAUGUAAUGUAACAUACAAACUUUUACUAUUAGGUAUGAAUGUUAUCAAAUAAAUGAUUUCAAAGGCUACAA